AUGUCACGACAACAAGAUAGUGGCUUUAGUAUCGGACCUUUAGUUUUAACUCCUAAACAAGAUGAAUUCUGUUAUUAUGAAGAUAUGACAGAAACGGAAUUACGGCAAGUCCUUGAAAAUAUUAUUUAUUCAAAUCUCCUCCUGAGGUUAGAAAAUGACAUUUUUGAACGGUACCUCGCGCGUCGAAAUCCUGAAAGUCUUCAAACAAUAGCGCAAAUCUUAGAAACCGCUAAACGCGUACAAAAAAUCGCACCUCAACACAGUCGCACAUCACCCGUUAUAAGCACAAGCGGAAGUCUUGUGAAUGUUCGCGACAAAGAUUCAGCGAGCGUCACCAGCGUCACGCCAAGUCGACACGUCACGCCAAGUCUUUUAACAGCCAGAGCACCAACUGAAGGAACAAAAAUUACAUAUAUGCAUCGUAUCGAAAUGGUAAACACCGAAAUCUGGGAAUUACAGAAAAAACUGGAAAAAUUUGAACAGACGUUUAUAAAGAAAAAAAUAUAUUUGAGAGCGCAAAUGGAAGAAAAUCAGAUUAGCAUUCAUGCAAUUUUGAAGACUAGGGAAGAAUUUGAAGAAAAUGUUGUACAGAAGGGCGUAGAUAGCAUUACGGGGAAAAUACCGGCUGAAAAGUUUAUCAGAAGACUCCUUGAAAGUAGUCGACAUAAUAACAGAACAAAUCAGAUUGAAGAUGGCUACCAUAAAGUGUCAGAUAAGAAAAGUCAAGUUGCAGCUGAAGCAUAG
Molecule: messenger RNA, 744 nt
Organism: Cyphomyrmex costatus
Lineage: Eukaryota; Metazoa; Arthropoda; Insecta; Hymenoptera; Formicidae
Exons: 5
Coding region: 1-744 (247 amino acids)
Source: RefSeq, a predicted model, not a curated record